This is a messenger RNA of Lycium ferocissimum, 426 nucleotides long. RefSeq lists its product as uncharacterized. NCBI's taxonomy places the organism in Eukaryota, Viridiplantae, Streptophyta, Magnoliopsida, Solanales, Solanaceae. The record is from RefSeq and is a predicted model, not a curated record. The transcript has a single exon. Gene Ontology annotation, molecular function: nucleic acid binding. Gene Ontology annotation, biological process: DNA integration. Bases 1 to 426 code for a protein of 141 amino acids.
AUGAAGAAGGAGAAUGUUGCGAACUUCAUCCGAGUAAAUAUCAUCUACCGCUUUGACAUUCUUCGUUACAUAAUAACGGAUAAUGGCAAGCCACUUGAUAAUAAAUUGAUGAACAAGAUUUGUGAUCUCUUCGGCUUUAAGCAGCGUAAAUCUUCUAUGUAUUAUGUUGCCGCCAACGGUCUAGCUGAAGCGUUCAAUAAGACUCCGUGUAACUUAUUGAAGAAGGUUGUCUCCAAGUCCAAACGAGAUUGGCAUGAACGAAUGGAAGAAGCUUUGUGGGCAUAUAGGAUGACUUACCACACACCAAUGCAAGCAACCCCAUACUCGCUUGCUUAUAAAGUUGAAGCGGUCCUACCACCUGAGCGCCAAAUACCUUCUUUACGGCUUACUAUUCAAGAAGGGCUCACCAAAAAGGAAAAUGCUUGA